GAAGCGGAUCCUGGAAUGAGUCAUGCUACAGUAUCAGUUCCUGUAAGCAACACCACAUUGCAGCACCUCACAGACUGCGGGAUUGUGACUGAGCAGUAAAACAAAUAGCGGGUUCUGCCUCUCCCAGUCUACAGCACUGCCUUCUCCUGAUCAGUACCUUUAAAGCGCAAGAGAGCAGCGUAACAGCAGCUAUUAGACAGUGAUGCACACCAUAUUAAAAAAUAUGUUUUAGACAUGAAGGACCGUCUUACUGUCUACUGGUAAGGGACACUGUUAUGUGAAAGUGAUACCGGUAGAUUAAAAUAACAACAAAUGGUUUCUUUUUGGUCGGUACAGAACAAGCAAACCUGGCUUUGAAAGACCAACUGCAGUUGAAAACCAGCUGUCCUUAAAGGCCAGUUGACUUGUGAACAGAUUCUGCCAUUUGCUUUCAUGCAAACCUGUUGCACCAGACCAGCUGUUUAUAGGUGACCGCUUUCAUCCACCAGACUCCAGGGUGGUCCUCGUGACAGGUUUACUCUGUGGGGGGGUGUGAGGGGCUGGUGCACCAGAAACAGACAACUGCACGACCCUGGAACACCUGCAGCACGUAAAGCAAUGCACCAGAAGCUGUGAAAGCACCUCCUUCCCCAGCUGAAGCAGGAACUGUAUUACAAAGGUAUACAGUCUAUGGAUAUAGAUAAACAUAUCUAAAUGAAACAUUUCCUGCUCUAACUUCACUCACAGCGUACGUGUGAGUCACGGCCACUAGACACAGAUUCAGCAGGAGGUUGUUUGGUCUGCCAGUGAGAGCUGAGGACUAAUCAGAGGAUUGAAUUGUGUGAAGCAGGAAAGGGAUGGGAGUUGCAUAUCAUGUAACCUUGCAGUUUCUCUGUCACAUAUGAAUGUGGAGAACAACGGGGAACAGCCACGCUGGAAAUGAGAGGACACAUCUCCCCAGGAGACAUGCUGGGAAAGUCGGAUGCCCCAAAGAGAUUCAUGAAGGGUUAAAUUCUGCCAAGGCGAGGCAGAGAUUUCUCCCAUUGUCUCCUUUGAGUGGUGAGGGAGCGUUGAAGAGAGUGAGCAAUCUGUGUCAGGAGCCAGCCCCGUCUGUGCAGGACAUGUGCUGAAUAAACCCAUUGAAGUUCACUCAGGACCCCCCUCUCCCCUCCUUCUCCUCUCCUCUCAUUCCACAGCCUCUCCACAGUCUCAUACUACAAGGAAUCUCACAGGCAUCUCCCAUGGCAUUUGGCAGAGGCAGGCCAAGCAAGGAUGCCUGCCAGGGGAUCCAAGCUUUGCCUGUGUGAAGGAAGGAAAAAAGAAAACAAGAGAGAGAGCUGAAAAGAAGAGGAGGAAGAGAAAACAUAAUCAAUCAAGGAUUCAGAAGGUCAGCAGUCUGGAGUCAAGUCCUAUUCAUGGUUCAAUAUAGCAGGGAAAUAGAAACACGAUUUCUAAACACGUGGAACGUGCUGUAACUUUUUGUUCUGUUUUUUUUAUAAAUAUAUAUAUAUAUAUAUAUAUAUAUAUAUAUAAACAGUCCAGAGGAUGGUGAGUGCUGUAUUUAUUUAGAGAAACAGUGUUGAAACUCAGGAACCUCUUAAGGCAAUCUCCACCUAUUUUUUUGGUCUCCUUUUGAUCUAAAGACCUUUCUGAAUUAUUUAGCAAGGUGAUAUGAAACUAACAGCAAGGCACUCCUAGAUGAACCUGCUGAAUGGACUGGAUUCUGUGGGUGUUUGAAUUAAUCAGGCCUGCUGGUUUUCAUUUUUUAAUUUUUAUUUCCGAUGGCACACAGAUGAAGUCUUUCUCUUCCUUCUGCACGCCUGAAUGAUUCUCAAUCAAGAGUGCCUCUUUCGCUGUUUAGUGUGAAAACGACACAUUGAUGGCUCAAGUCAAAGACAUCUGAAAUGCUGAUAGACCUUUUAUUUUUGGAAUAGUUGGGAUACAGACAUGGAGCUGCUGUACACAAGGCAGCGAGACACUUGGAAUGGCUUAGAAUUAGACGGGAAAUCAGAUGCAUUUUGAAAAUGCAUGGGAAUUCUGACAUUCCUGAUUAGGAGCACACAUGCAGUAGAAACACAUCUCCAAAUCAUCUGAAUAUUUAAACAAGAUCAAGACAUAUCCAACACAACAGGAUUGCUCUUCGGCGGCGGUCGAGGAAACCGUGACAGAUUGUGAAUAUUGUCGAGGUGCUGAAGAAUCACAGGGUGCCCUCGCCCCGGGUGAAGGUGGGAUUCUGAAGAUUGUUGUUUGAUUGUUGACGUCUCACCUUUCAAGGCCCUUAGAUCAGCAGACAUUUUGUUCCAGUUGAUCCCGAGUCAACACAGCUGUCCACUAGCUCACACGUGUCCUUCCAGCAAGCAACUUUGCAGGACUGUGUCGUCGUUGUAAGAUGUCUGAACUGGCUGAUCUCUCUCCACCGCGGACCCCGGCGGACCCGCAGCGGAUCCAGAGGAACAUCCUGGAGGAACAGGUGGAGCUGUGGUGGUUCCAGGACCCCAAGAGGUCCAUCCUGUGCUACUGCGCCUCGGUGCUCCUGAUCUUGGGCUGCGGGCUGGGCGGGGUGGGGCUGCUCUCCACCAGCAGCAGCCUGUCCAGCGAGUGGCGGCUGGGCGUGGGCAUGGCGCUGUGCCUCCUGGCCCUGGCUGUGCUCCUCAAGCAGCUGCUGAGCUCCGCCAUCCAGGACAUGAACUGCGUGCGCAGCCGGCAGCGCAUCGAGAUGCUCCGGAGCGGCGGCGUCUCCGACCACCUCGUCAUCCUGGCCACCGGGCUGGUCCUGCUGCUCUGCGGGGCGGUCCUGCUCAUCCUGUCCGACUCCAGCGGGCUGCCCAAGCCAGGCUCCAUCCUCAACGAGAUGUUCAUUUCUGGGGCUGUGCUGGCAGCCGCUGGGGCGGUGACCGUGUUCUCUCUGUUUGUCUACGUUGUCGUCACCAGGCUUCGGAACCGCGCGGCCGGAGGGCAGAGAUUCUUGAACGCCGGCCUUGGAAUUUUCACCGUCUCUGGAAGGAUGGCAGAGAACGCGAGGGAGACCACCUCCAGCAUGGCCAACUUGAUUUAACUCUUCUGAAAGUCUGAUGCAGCAGAGGUCCUAGUAAAGGAUUUGGUGACUCCGUUAUUCCUAGCAGUGAUGAUGACAUUGUCUGAGUUCCGUGUUCCUGCCGCGUUUCUGCUCAGUGAGAUAUGUGGCUUUGCCGAUGGCCAUCUUGAGAAGGUCUGGAGUGUGCUGAAGUCGUAACUGCAAAGGGACUUGUGUACUUGAUAUAAACAUCAACUGCCACAGAGAUAUCUACGAAGAGGUCUCUGUUAUCCUGAAGAUGUGAAAUUAUUUGUUCACUUUACAAUACUAUUUAUGUAUGAAUUGAGAUUGAAUCAUAUUAUUAGAUAAACAAUUUUGGAAAAGUACUUGUAAGACAAGAAUACUGUGCAACACACCGUACUUGUGUACGUGUCCGUCUGUCUAUAUUAAUAACACAGCAAUCUCAAUCUCUCUCUCUCUCUCUCUCUCUCUCUCUCUCUCUCUCUCUCUCUCUCUCUCUCUCAAACACACUGUUGUGAUGAAAUAUUUGACAUAGUUCAAAACCAAGCAACAAUCUGCAAUCUUUCCUGAGUCUUGCACAUCAUGUUUUUUGUACUGAUUACAGAGGCAUGCAUUUUGUCAAUGAUGUUUAUGAAAAGUGCAAUAAUUAGAAGUAGAGUUUUUGUAAUUUCUUGAGACACUUUUAAUAAAUAAUAUAUUGGAAUUUGAGUUUGUCAGCCAGCGAGGACACUUCUCUCUUCAAUUCUUAACUGUGAUGCAAACCGGGCGCGACAGUUUCAUUCAUACAGCAGUGUGCAGAUGCAUGAGAACAAACACCCCUAUUGCUUCUGUAGUUUGGAUUUGUUGUGCAUGUGAAACCAAACCAUUACAACUGAAAAUUGUCAAAUUAGUGAUUGUCUAAUUUAAUUGAUGUCUUUAUUAGGCCACACAUGCAAUUCAUUUAAAAUAGUAAGAGAACAGGAACACGUAGCCACACAUGGUGAAAUGCAGGAGACUUUUUAGAAGUUGUUCAAGAUGCCUAAUUAAAGCAGAAAGAGGUCUAACAUUUUCACACACAAGUGGCUAUUGUUUCUAUAUCAGUGAUUACACUGAGCAGAAAUGUAAAUUCUCACACCCAGAGGUUUUCUUGCAGGUAGCUAUAUAAAGGAUUUAAUCUUGAGUUGUUCUCAUGUAUUUGACUGUUUAAUGUAACACUAGUUAAUUCAUGAAAGCAAGUGAGUCACAGCCUAGUGAAUAUACUGUAGAGACCAAUGUUUCCACAGAACCGGGAAGUAAUGCUGUACGGUUUAUAUCCUUGAGGCAGAAAGCCAGAGUUCACAGAUCUUGAUUAAUUGUGUCCUGGUAAAAGAUCCAAGAGUGUUGGCUGUAUGCUUACCACACAGACCUCCUUUAAAGUGGGGCUGCCCCAUGUUCAUGAUACAGGAAAUCUAGGAGUGUUGAUCACCAUUUCCUGAUUCCCAUUCCUAGCGGAAGCUGAAUACAGAUACAUUUAAAUGAAUGAGAUGUCACACGCCCUUUCUUAUUUAUAUAGACACAAAUAUAUUAAACCCCAAUUGUAAUGCUCUGAAGAGUGGUGGUCCUCUGCGGUUUAGUUGAAUUGAUUGCGCUGCUGUUCAGCACUGAUUAAUGAACACAAGGUAAUCGCUACGUACAUGAUUUCCCAACGUGAAUCUUUCAUAUUGUAAUGCAAAAAAUGGUAAUGCAGAUUUCGAUACAUGGGAUGGGAUUUGUUUUUGCAUUGUUGCAAUGCUGCUAAUAAAAUGAACAGGGCAUGAUUCAAUUGUAUGUAUCCCUGGCAUUUUAGCAGGUCAGAAUCUCUGUUUUGCAAAGUGAUGAAAAUGUGAUGCCCCCUUGUACAUUACAAAUGUGAUAUUUCUAGUGUUCAAGUGUUUUUGAUAUGGUGCAAGUAAAGAUUUGAGCUUUGCCGUA
Messenger RNA from Acipenser ruthenus (sterlet), 4942 nucleotides. Its product is annotated as transmembrane protein 125-like. The transcript has 3 exons. NCBI's taxonomy places the organism in Eukaryota, Metazoa, Chordata, Actinopteri, Acipenseriformes, Acipenseridae. The coding region runs from base 2369 to 3034 and encodes 221 amino acids. The record is from RefSeq and is a predicted model, not a curated record.